Messenger RNA from Spodoptera frugiperda (fall armyworm), 4074 nucleotides. RefSeq names its product cytoplasmic dynein 2 intermediate chain 2-like. Gene Ontology annotation, molecular function: dynein light chain binding; dynein heavy chain binding. The coding region runs from base 69 to 1580 and encodes 503 amino acids. The record is from RefSeq and is a predicted model, not a curated record. NCBI's taxonomy places the organism in Eukaryota, Metazoa, Arthropoda, Insecta, Lepidoptera, Noctuidae. The transcript is spliced from 4 exons. Gene Ontology annotation, biological process: intraciliary transport. Gene Ontology annotation, cellular component: cytoplasmic dynein complex; ciliary plasm.
UUAUAAACAUAAACACGAGUGACGUUACACGACGUAACUUAGCCUAAUUGUUUUAAAAAAUAAUUAAAAUGUCCAACCUAAGUGGUUAUGAUGGUGAGGCAGUCGGCUUUGACUCAGUCAAGCUCAGUAAGACUGAAGAAAAGGACUCUUCAACACAAACUACGGAGUACGGAGAAUCUGGAGUUUCCUCUCAAACCAAUGUCUCCAAAGACACCGGGUCUUUGGUCACAGCUGAUGAACUAAACGCUCAAGACGAGGUUUUAAAGGAAUACCCCCCUCCCUUGCUCACGGAGUUUCUGAAAAAGGUCGUCCCAAAAAUGCUGGAACAACUCGAUCAUAGUGAUAAGGACUUGCUGUACAAUUCUUCGGAUUCUGAUGAGGAGGAGGUUCUGAAUGCGAAGCUGUUUCAAGAGAUUAAGUUGACGGAUCUGCCAGGCAUGGCAGGCGGAGAUCAGUCGCGUUGUGUCCUUGAUAUGUCUUGGAGUAGCGCUGGAAAUUCCUUCGCUGUCUCCGUAGGUAGACUACAGCAUAAAAACUGGUGUGUCGAAGAUGGUUUGAUCAGAAUUUUUACUCUCAAGAGGACAGCUGGAGACACCUUUGUCAGAACUCUAGAUUUGACUGAGAAGAGUUGUGUGACUAAGCUGCUGUAUCACCCAACAGUAUCAGCUCUCCUAGCCUACGGCACAACUUCUGGAGAAGUAGUUCUAUGCAACUUGAGGAAUUUAGACGCAAUUUUACUGACUUCACCAGCUGGUGUUCACGAUUCUAAGCGUGUCACCGCCUUGUUCUGGGCUGAUCCUGCUCUCGCCAACAUCUUCUUAACCAUGCAUAUCAUGAACACUGGGAAAAGACGGGGUGCUUCCGACCAGAUUCUCAUCUCAGCUGGUUGCGAUGGCACUAUCAACGUUUGGCGAGUGAAUGCCGGCCAAAAAGUAUUUGAAAAUGUAAUCUGCUAUUGUCUAAAUGGGUCUAGAAAUAUGGAUUCCGUUAAUAUAAGCUGCUUCGACUUUAUAAAGACCUAUCCGUUACGUCCGAGCGAGGAGAAAAUUGCUGAUGAUAUUUUUGUAGUUGGAUCCACAUCAGGAACUUUAUACCUUUGCAAGAUCAAGACUUAUCAGCCAAUUGUUGAUAGUAAAUGCGUGGAUCCUGUGUACGAGGUGUUUCAAGGACACAUCGGUUUUGUCCUGGAUGUGGCGUUCAGUUAUCAGAAGCCUGGAGUCUUCGUGUCUGCCUCCAUUGAUUCGGAAGUCAGAAUCUAUGAUGUUAGCCAAUCUAGUCCUUUAAAGGUGAUCAACAUUGACAAGGCUAUCUCCUGCAUGUCCUGGCUGCCGAACAACCCUUGCGUCAUUGUGCUGGGGCUGGCCAAGCCGGAUGCUCAACUGCUGCAGGUGUACAAUGUGAACAGCGGUCGUCGUGUGCCGGUGGAGGGGCUGUCUGGACCCGGCGGCUGCAUCGUGUGCAUUAAGAUCAACCAGACUAGUGUAUGUCGCAUCGCCGCAGCGGACACGAGUGGCAGUAUUCGAGUGUGGGAGCUUCCGACGCGUCGCAUCAAGAUCACUCCGGGAGACCUAGAGUUUUAGGUAGCCUAGCUUUAAAUACUAGCUGCGAACGCUUACCAUCAGGUGAUCUGUCUGCUCGUUUGUCGCCUUUGCAAUAACAAGUACCUAAUACAUAUUUUUUUGUAUGUUAACACAUUCAGUGCCACCGACACGCUCGGAGAGUCCAUGUAAAUAUUCCAGUGCCACCGACUCGCCCGGAGAGUUCAAUGUUUUUGCUCUUUCUUUCCAAAAUGCAGGUGAAUUUUCUGCUUAAAAUAAUAUACUGAAGACUAAACAUACCCUAAGCUAAAGAAUUUACGUGAACUCUCUGGGCGUGUUGGUGGCACUGAAUGUGUUAAACGGUUUCAAUGAGCUCUAUUCUACCAACCAAGUCCUUCCGUUAGAUAUCCAUAAUGGAGGUAGUUGUGGAAACAAUUACAUCAUAUUGUAUGCUCAUCGAUAUUAACAGUGUGUACUGAAUGUCAGAUCGAUCUGUCGUCAGGAAGGGGGUGAAAAGCCUGGGUUUUAAAACUAGCUAGCUGUGGUAAAAUUAUUGGAGUAGGUGUCUUUGCAAUGAGGAUUUUCCAACUUUAUCUUGGUUGCCAGAUGACCGGGAUUUCCGAGAUUGUCCCGGAAUGUUGUGUGCUGUCCCGUGUCCAGUAAUUUUACUUUGCUGUCCCGGAAUGAAAAAAUACUAGUUUUUUUCACAAAAAUACAAUACUAUGGCUGCAAAAGUCAAACCAAACGUUGUAACGUGCUCGCAAGUCGCGCUGCGUGAGUUGAGGGGCGGGAAGGGUGAGUUCUAGGUACCUACUUAAUUCCUACUUUUACAGUUUAGUCUCGGAUGGGACACCAAAACUCAGAUUCCGAAGGUGGCCCUAGAAAUGUCCAGGAAAUUAUCAGUCUGAAUCUGGCAACCGUAGCCAUUACGGUAAAAAAUAAGUAUGAUCGUUAUGUAGUUUCUUAGUUGGGUACACAAUACCCGCGGGAAGACUAGGUGCGGUGACAAAUGUCGUACUCUGACGUCACUACACAGCUGGUUACACGUGUAAGCAACGCGUGUAUCUCCAUGAUCACCUUGUUUCGAUAAAAUGUAAAUAAAAUAGUAAUGUGUCUACACAACGACACAUCAACUCAAGUAAAACCAGUAUAAACUGACCGUCGAAUGAGCGGUCCGUACGAUGCGGAUCUGUGGACGCAGUUGUAUGAGUUUCUAUACUACUGAGGUUCUAAACAUAUUAAAUCCGUUGCGUGUAAUGUGUCCAAUAUCAUCUAUAAGUCAGCUCAUAGGUACCCUGUCUGUAUACCAAUUUUCAUCAAAAUCCUUUCAGUAGUUUCAGCGUGAUUGACGGACAAACAUUCAAAAAAAACUUUCACAUUUAUAUCUAAUAUUAAUGUGUGAUUAUGAUUAUUUGUAAAUAAACAUAAUAAAAUUGUCAAUCUCACAAUCUUGAAAUUUGAGAGAUCGCGGUUUAGCUCCAAUCUCGCAAUCUCGAAAUUGGCGAGAUCGCGCUUUAGCUCCAAUCACGCGCGAUCUCGAAAUUUAACGAUAUCUCACGUUGGUCCCAAUCUCACAAUCUCGAAAUUGGCAAUACCUCUCUUCAGCCCCAAUCUCACAAUCUCCAAAUUGGCGACACCUCUUUUCAUCCCCAAUCUCGCGAGAUUAGCAUCCCUACUGCGGAAACAUCGUAUAAAGCGAGUCCAUGAUAAACUGGUUAUACCUAUAUGUAUGUACAUACGUAAAAUAUUGUUAGUCUUGCAUAUUUGUACACAUGGUACUGUGUUGCAAUAUUUAUGUAAACUGACGUAUUGCCAAUUUUCUGUUGAAUUUGCUAUAGUUUAUGCUUAUUAAUAUUAAUUCAGGUGCAUUAUAGGUAGGUAUGAAGUAUUGCGUAAUCACUACAUAGUACAAAACAAAGUCGCUUUCUCUGUCCCUAUGUCCCUUUGUAUGUUUAAAUCUUUAAAACUACGCAACGGAUUUUGAUGCGGUUUUUUUAAUAGAUAGUGAUUUUGACGUGCAUGCACACCAAUAAGUUUGGGAGAGCCAUGCUUCGGCACUGCUGGGUCGGCUCGACCGGAGUGAUACCACGGCCGAGCAGAAAACUGACGUGGAACAACGCUUGCGCUGUGUUUCGUUAUGUGAGUGAGGUUACCGGAGGCCGAUUCACCCCUCCUCCCCAAUCUUCUUUAUCCCUAAAUCCCAACAACCCUUUAAUUCCUAACCCCCAAAUCGCACUUGUAACGCCUCGGGUGUUUCAAGUGUCCACGGGCGGCGGCGAUUGCUUACCAUCAGGUGAUACGUCUGCUCGUUUACAGCUGAACCAAUUUCGAUAAUACUUUAUGUGUUGGGUAUUGUUAUUGUUAGGAAAAGAUUCUACAAUACAGAUGAGCAGAAAAUGUCUUAGGCGAGACAAAGUUCGCGGCGUUCGCUAGCUACUUAUAAUGAAUUAUGUAUGAAACACAAAGAAAUGUAUUUAAGUUACUAUAACGUAUUUAUUUUGCUUGUUCUUUUGUAAAAUAAACUUAAUAUUAAAAA